CACAUUGACAAUUGACAUCAUGAUUGACGCUAAUGAAGUAACAUCAAGUCCAUGUACAAUGUCAAUUAGAUUUUAAAGUUCAUAAAAAAUUGGGCACAAUUAUUGUUAUUUUUGAAGUAAAUUUGUCAUUGUUGUGUUUAAUUUUUAUUGCAAAAAUGUCGGCGUCACUAGAUAGCACUUUAGAUCCUAUGGAAGAAAUCCGAUUCAGGAAGAAACAUAGCGCUGUUUGGGCAGAGAUAUUAAAGGACACGCAUUUCACAUUUGAUGAACUAGAACAAAUUAUGAUGAUAUUUUACAAAAUACAAAAAAGAGAUGACAGGUGUCCUGGGACUGAUCUCAUAACACGGAGUCACUUCAGGGAUGUUCUGCACAACGGCUUAGGGAUGACAGACGCUUAUAUGAUGGAGCGCGUGAUGGUAGCUUUGGAUCGUGGUACGUCACCCCAUGUAACAAUGGCUACAUUCGUCAAAGCCAUGUCUCUGUAUCUUCGAGGCGACCUGGAAGAACGCAUCCAAUAUGCUUUCACUUGCUACGACCUUCUGGGUGAAGGCUAUCUCAGGCGGGAGACUAUGUACCAGCUGAUGAAAAAAAGUUUAGCCAAGGCUUCUAGAGAUGAUGACGUAGAAGAAGCCGUCAAGGAACUUGUGGAUAUUAUGUUGAAGAGAAUGGACCCAGACUUGGAUGGAAUUAUAAACUAUCAAGACUUCCAUGACACUGUGGUGAAGACUCCAUCGUUACUGGAGAGCCUCGGCUAUUGUCUUCCAGAGAGACCAGCCGUUUUUACUUUUAUAGCGACCUGGUGUCCACGAUGGGGCAAAAUGUAAAAUAAA
This is a messenger RNA of Spodoptera litura, 830 nucleotides long. RefSeq names its product calaxin. NCBI's taxonomy places the organism in Eukaryota, Metazoa, Arthropoda, Insecta, Lepidoptera, Noctuidae. The record is from RefSeq and is a predicted model, not a curated record. Gene Ontology annotation, molecular function: calcium ion binding.